AUGGCCACUACCGCUCGGCCGCAGCACGCGGCAAUGAGACGCACCAUCACCGUCGACUCGAUGCCCUCCACCACCACCAACUCCACCGUUGGCUCGCCCAACGACUCGCCCACCGCAUCUGCCUCCUCCACCUCCUUGUCCUCGUUGGGCUCCGUCGAGGACUUCCAGCAAGAGCCCAAGAAGCUUCGGGACACAUACGGCAACGAGUUCGAAUUGCCCAACUACACAAUCAAGGAUAUCCGCGAUGCCAUUCCUAAGCACUGUUACGAAAGGUCAGGCCUGACUGGUCUGUCCUACGUUGCCAGGGAUAUCGUCCUCCUUGGCGGCACAUUCUACCUCUUCAACCACUUCUGCACUUCGGAGUAUGUUCCGUCAUAUCCUGCACGUGCUGCGCUGUGGGCCGUCUAUACGUUCCUCCAGGGUCUCUUCGGCACUGGUCUGUGGGUGUUGGCUCACGAGUGCGGUCAUCAGUCUUUCUCUCCCAGUAAGACUUUGAACGACACCGUUGGCUGGAUCUGCCACUCUGCUCUUCUGGUCCCUUACUUCAGCUGGAAGAUUUCUCAUGGCAAGCACCACAAGGCCACCGGCAACAUGGAGCGUGACAUGGUGUUCCUCCCACGCACGCGUGAGGAGCAUGCCACUCGUAUGGGUUACGUUCUGCAUGAGAUGCACGAGUUGAUGGAGGAGACGCCCAUCUACACUGCCUCGAUGCUCAUCGGUCAGCAGCUCUUCGGAUGGCCAUAUUACCUGUUUGCCAACGUGACUGGCCACAACCAGCACGAGAAGCAGCCAGAGGGCAAGGGUGUUGGCAAGAAGAAUGGAGACUUCUCAGUCAACCACUUCUUCGCCAGCAGCCCUCUGUACGAGAAGAAGGAUGAGCACCUCAUCCUGCUCUCGGAUCUUGGCCUUUUCAUCGUUGGCAGCAUCCUCGCUUUGAUCGGCAGCACAUACGGCUGGACCAACCUCUUGGUGUGGUAUUUCAUCCCAUACCUCUGGGUGAACCACUGGCUCGUUGCCAUUACCUACCUCCAGCACACUGACCCAUCUCUCCCACACUACACUGGUGAGGCAUGGAACUUCGCUCGCGGCGCCGCAGCUACCAUCGACCGCGAAUUCGGCUUCAUCGGACGCCAGCUCUUGCAUGGCAUCAUCGAAACCCACGUCCUCCACCACUACGUCUCCACCAUCCCAUUCUACCACGCCGACGAAGCCACCGAAGCCAUCAAGCCAAUCAUGGGACGCCACUACAGGUCGAACACCGAGGGAGGUCCUCUUGGCUUCCUUCGAUCUCUGUACAGCAGCGCGCGAUGGUGCCAGUGGGUCGAGCCAAACGAGGGUGCUCAGGGCGAGCAGGCCAAGGUCCUCUUCUUCCGCAACAGGAACGGUCUCGGCCUUCCACCAAGCAAGAUCGACGCCCCCAAGUCAAGAAAGAGCAUGGUGGUUGGUGAUGACAGCGAGUAA
Molecule: messenger RNA, 1461 nt
Organism: Zasmidium cellare ATCC 36951
Lineage: Eukaryota; Fungi; Ascomycota; Dothideomycetes; Mycosphaerellales; Mycosphaerellaceae
Exons: 2
Coding region: 1-1461 (486 amino acids)
Biological process (GO): lipid metabolic process
Molecular function (GO): oxidoreductase activity, acting on paired donors, with oxidation of a pair of donors resulting in the reduction of molecular oxygen to two molecules of water
Source: RefSeq, a predicted model, not a curated record